Messenger RNA from Dictyostelium purpureum, 474 nucleotides. RefSeq lists its product as uncharacterized. The coding region runs from base 1 to 474 and encodes 157 amino acids. The record is from RefSeq and is a predicted model, not a curated record. The transcript has 3 exons. Gene Ontology annotation, cellular component: ubiquitin ligase complex; cytosol; nucleus. Lineage: Eukaryota; Evosea; Eumycetozoa; Dictyosteliales; Dictyosteliaceae. Gene Ontology annotation, molecular function: cyclin binding; ubiquitin conjugating enzyme binding; ubiquitin protein ligase activity. Gene Ontology annotation, biological process: protein autoubiquitination; protein monoubiquitination; proteasome-mediated ubiquitin-dependent protein catabolic process.
AUGUUAUGUGAAUCACAAUCGAGUGUAAUUUAUAAAUUUCUAUUAACAUCACUAAAUGAUAAUAAAAUAUAUGCAAUGAUAUCAAUAUUAAAUUGGGAUACAUUACUAUUAACAAAUCAUUACAGUUUAAAUGAAAAUAAUAAUGGUGAUAAAGCAGAGAAAUUUAUCCCAAUUUUAAAAAUAUUAUAUAAAAGUACAAUAAAUAAUAACGAAGAUAAUUCAAACAAUGAAAAUUUAGAAGAGUUAUUAAAUAAAUGGGAAUUUGAAUACGAAGCUAAAAGAAUUUAUCUUCCAACAGAGGAGUGCUUUCAGAUAAUUGACACGAUGAAUAACAGCAACGAAAUAUUUCCUAAUAAUAGCAAAAAAUUUAAAAAUUAUUCAAAUAAUUCAAAUAACUCAAACAAUUCAAAUAAUUCAAAUAACUGCAAUAUUUUCAAUAUUGGGAUGUUAAGAUUAAGAUUAUACACAAACUAA